UGACAGGACGCGGAGCUGCAUCCCCAUCAUUGUGAGAGGAGAGGAGGAUCCCCUGGCAACUACCGAGGAGCCGACGAGCCACAGCAGCACCCGCAAGCGUCCACUUUCUGCUCUUGAACCGAAACAAUGUCGGCUGGAGGAGAUUUGGGGAACCCCCUGAGGAAAUUCAAGCUGGUGUUUUUGGGGGAACAGAGCGUGGGGAAAACGUCUCUCAUCACCAGGUUCAUGUAUGACAGUUUCGACAACACAUACCAGGCGACCAUCGGGAUUGACUUUCUAUCGAAGACCAUGUACCUGGAAGACCGAACAGUAAGGCUGCAGUUGUGGGACACAGCUGGACAAGAGCGUUUCAGGAGCCUCAUCCCAAGUUACAUACGUGACUCGACGGUGGCCGUGGUCGUCUACGACAUUACAAACGUGAAUUCCUUUCGACAAACCUACAAAUGGAUUGAUGACGUCAGGACAGAGCGAGGAAGUGAUGUCAUCAUCAUGCUUGUAGGCAACAAGACAGAUCUGGAAGAGAAGCGACAAAUCACAAUUGAGGAGGGAGAGCAGCGAGCCAAAGAGCUCAACGUCAUGUUCAUCGAGACCAGUGCCAAGACGGGCUGCAAUGUCAAACAGCUCUUUCGGCGUGUUGCGGCUGCUCUACCAGGAAUGGAAAGCUUGGACGACGCGAAUCCUGAAGGCAUGAUCGACAUCAAGCUGGACAAACCGGCGGAGCCCACCGUCCCGGAGGGCGGCUGCUCAUGUUAAUAGGCAGCAGACAGAUCCCGUCACACCAUAGGCUUGUUGUGUUGCUUACUACUGACUAGCUUCCAGUUGGAUUUAAAAGGAUGCAGGGCUCGCAUCUGAUUGGAUGAAAAAACAAACAAAAAACAAACACAUCAUUAUCUUUCAGUCUUGUUCAGUUGUAAGAUACUGUAUACUUUGUCAAUAUGUAAGUGAUUGGAGGAGGCAAGGUAAGAACAAAAAGUAGAAAAGGGAGCUGGUUUUCUUUUCGCUGUUAUGUUUUGUAUUUUUUUAUAUAUAUAUAAAAAAGGAAAGCACCAAAAUUGAGGCCUAAAUAUAUCAAGGAUUUUUGUUUCUUUUUUUUGGGGGUGGGAGGUUGGCCGUUUUUCUUUGAAAAUGGCAGAACACA
Synchiropus splendidus (mandarinfish) is the source of this 1138-nucleotide messenger RNA. It is a transcript of the gene rab6bb, whose product is annotated as RAB6B, member RAS oncogene family b. The transcript has 8 exons. Gene Ontology annotation, molecular function: GTPase activity; GTP binding. The record is from RefSeq and is a predicted model, not a curated record. NCBI's taxonomy places the organism in Eukaryota, Metazoa, Chordata, Actinopteri, Syngnathiformes, Callionymidae. Bases 127 to 753 code for a protein of 208 amino acids.